This is a messenger RNA of Asterias rubens (European starfish), 2126 nucleotides long. RefSeq names its product membrane-associated tyrosine- and threonine-specific cdc2-inhibitory kinase-like. NCBI's taxonomy places the organism in Eukaryota, Metazoa, Echinodermata, Asteroidea, Forcipulatida, Asteriidae. Gene Ontology annotation, biological process: protein phosphorylation. Gene Ontology annotation, molecular function: protein kinase activity; ATP binding. The transcript is spliced from 16 exons. The record is from RefSeq and is a predicted model, not a curated record. Bases 254 to 1951 code for a protein of 565 amino acids.
UUUCCAAAACAUCCUCCUCUCUAGCUCUUCGCACGUCGUUUACGUACGUCAAUUCAUUUAGCAGUAACUUGACUUGAAUACCCCUUGACCUAAUUUUACUCUAAUAAACAGAAGAGCUUUAUAAGAACGGCCUGACCAGUUUCUACAUCCAUGCCUAAACAUAAUAUUGAGUCUAUUACCUCGCCUGUCAUGCCUGUGUGAUGAAUCAAUGAUGAAUUGACAGAAACGGAUUCGGAAUCCACGAAUUCAGUCCAUGGAUUCUUUUACACUGAAACCAGACAAGGGAGAAAUGAGGCUGCAAGCCAAUCUGGAGUCCUCCCUCAGGGAAAAUGGAUUCAAGAGUCCCAGACCAACCCCAAAGUUCCUCAAGGAGGAGACUACGUUUUCGCAAAAGAAGCAUAGAGGCGUGACCCCCCGGAAGACGGGACCCCCACGGCCUCCCUUAAAGAGUGUCCCCCCUGUUAGUCGUCUCUUUCCAAACAAGACCAGAGAAGAAGAGUCUAGACCCAGAGCCAUCUCCUUCAGACAGUCAGAACCUUCUGUUCUACUGCUGAGUCCUCACUACAACGAGAAGAGCAGAGACUCCUUCUUCGAUCAGUGCUUCACAGUUGUGCAGAAACUUGGCGAGGGAUCGUUUGGUGAGGUGUACAAAGUGAAGUGCAAAGAGAGCGGUAAGCUUUAUGCAGUAAAGAGGUCUAGAGAGAGAUUCAAGGGUGAGGCUGACAAGAGGAGGAAGCUAGAGGAGGUCCACCAACAUGAAACCCUGACCAGACACCAAAAUUGUGUUGAGUUCUUCAAGGCGUGGGCCGAGAAGGGGCAUCUGUACAUACAGACAGAGCUGUGCCAAAUGAGUCUUGAAGAGUAUGCGGAAAGUCAUCAUGAUAUAUCUGAGAGUACAGUUUGGGGAUUCUUACUGGAUCUUAUCAAGGGCGUGAAGCACCUCCAUGAUCAUGACUUGCUUCAUCUAGACAUCAAACCCGAUAACAUCUUCGUGUCUGUAAAUGGAGUUUGUAAACUGGGUGACUUUGGACUCACGAUACAACUCGGCAAGAAUGACUUAACGGAGGCUCAAGAAGGAGAUCCAAGGUACCUAGCCCCAGAGCUACUGCAGGGAAAGUUUGGCAAGCAUGCUGAUGUUUUUAGCAUUGGAAUAACAAUACUGGAGCUUGCGUGUGAUCUGGACUUGCCUCAGAACGGACAAUUGUGGCAUCAGCUACGCCAUGGGGACAUACCCUGGGAGAUCACAGAAGGUAUUUCAAAGGGACUGAGGGACAUGAUUGCAUCCAUGAUGAAUCCAGACUACAGUGAGAGGCCAACACUGCAAGAUUUACUGGACCUCCCCAUCAUGAGAUCAGUCAGAAGGAGAAGAUAUGUCGCCCUCUGCUUCCGGAAGAUGUGGAUUGCGACGAUCUCGUGCCUCAGCCUGAUAUGGGGAAUGCUGGUGACUUUACUCUUCAUCAUUAUACGCCCAUUGUCCACAAAACUCCCCGAGAGCUCUCCAACAGUGAACCACAAAGCACCACAGCGACCGUUGGACUGGGAUCUCAGCUUUUCAGACGAUGAGUGUUUUGAGACAGAUGUAUCCCAGAGUUCCUACGGUCAUUCUCUCGCUCAUUCAUCAUUCUCCAGCGAUGACGAGAAGAGUAAACUCUACAGUGCUGCCAAGGAAUAUUCUAGUUGCUCGACUAUAGCCACCUCUGGGACACCCUUCUUAACUAGAAGUCAUAGACGAACCCCCCUUUUACCACGAAGCUCCUCCCCCAUCGUUCAUGGCAUGAUGAAUAACAGUGUCGAGAGAUGGACGCCCAACGGCAGUCCCAACAUUAGCGCACUCCAUGACGAGAUCGUUUCUCCGCUACGCCUCAGUUUUGAUGAACCCAAAGUACUUAAUAAGUCGGCGCUGGAACCCAAGAAUCUCAUGCAGAUAUUUGACGAUGCAGGGAAAGACUAGAGCAUUAAAGUUAAGGACGUUGAGAUAUAUUAUAUGCAAGUAUAUUUAGUUUAACUGUUUUGUAUAUUAAUGGGAUUGUACAGAACAGUGCCCAAUUUGAAGGAGCUGCUUAAGCAAAAAAUGUUGCUUAACAAUUGUCUGCUAGGCAGAAAUGAGCAGGAUACUAGUCACAAAU